Molecule: messenger RNA, 3426 nt
Organism: Oncorhynchus keta (chum salmon)
Lineage: Eukaryota; Metazoa; Chordata; Actinopteri; Salmoniformes; Salmonidae
Product: ecto-NOX disulfide-thiol exchanger 1-like
Exons: 15
Coding region: 341-2227 (628 amino acids)
Biological process (GO): ultradian rhythm
Cellular component (GO): plasma membrane; external side of plasma membrane
Molecular function (GO): protein-disulfide reductase activity; RNA binding
Source: RefSeq, a predicted model, not a curated record
CCGUAUUUUUUUUUUAUACCUAAACAGGAGGAAGCAUGCGCCAGAGCUCGCGGGAGAGAAAGAAGAGCAUUGACAGCAGCGUCGCAUCUCCGUCUUUCGAGGUUUAAGUCAAAGGAUUACAGCAUCAAUUAUUUUCGUCCAGAGUCUAUGAAAACUUCAGUUUGAAACGGGUUUAGCAGAGGAUAGAUGGGAUCCUAUCUUUAACUGGGAGUCCUCCAUCCAACUAUACUUCUCCUUAUCUCUCCGUCCUGUCCUGGUCUGGUGUGCAGCCUGAGGGAGCUGUGGUUCUGAUCAGACCUCUGGGAGGUAGACCCAGAGAGAGGAGCACACAGGACCUGCUAUGGCCAGCGCAGACGGUGUAGGGAGCCUGAGGAGCCUGAGGAGCCUGGGGCCGGAGCAGCACCUCAGUGUCCAUGACCAUGUGGUGAACGACCACGGAGCCUGGGCCACCGCCAUGAACAACCUGGGUAUCGUACCCAUGGGCCUCGGCAGGCAGCAGCUGGUCUCAGAUUCUCUCUGUAUCCAGGGUUUUGAUCCAGGGCUGGGUCUCCUAGCUCCUAUCAACCCCAUGAUGGCAGGUAUCAGCCUGGUCCCUCCUCCCCCUGGUCCCCCCAUCAUCAAGGAGAUCAUCCACUGCCAGAGCUGCACCCUGUUCCCCCAGAACCCCAACCUGCCUCCUCCGUCAACACGGGAGCGUCCCCCAGGGUGUAAGACAGUGUUUGUGGGGGGUCUGCCGGAGAAUGCCAGCGAGGAGAUCAUCAGGGAGGUGUUUGAUCCGUGUGGUGACAUCAUCGCCAUCAGGAAGAGCAAGAAGAACUUCUGUCACAUCCGCUUCAGUGAGGAGUUCAUGGUGGACAAGUCCCUCUACCUCUCUGGCUACCGGAUGCGUAUCGGCUCCAGUACAGAUAAGAAGGACUCAGGGAGGAUGCACGUGGACUUUGCUCAGGCCAGAGACGACCUGUAUGAGUGGGAAUGUCAACAGAGGCUGCUGGCCAGGGAGGAACGACACCGACGCAAGAUCCACGAAGACUUCUUCCGACCACCCUCGCCACCUCCCAUCAUGCACUUCUCAGACCACGAGGCAGGACUGCUUGCGGAGAGAUUGAAAGAUGACCAUAACUUCAGUGAAGCGACUGCGGUCCUGUUCACAUGGAUCGACCGUGGUGAGGUCAACCGGCGGUCGGCUAAUCACUUCUACUCUAUGAUCCAGUCGGCCAAUAGCCACGUCCGGAGACUGAUGAGUGAGAAGGCCCAGCACGAGGAGGAGAUGGAGCUAGCCAAGGAGACAUUUAAAAACUCCCUGCUGGCCAUACUGACUCAGUUCGAGCAGAUCACGGCUGUGUUCACCGCUGCCUCCAGGCAGAAGGCAUGGGACCAUUUCACUAAAGCGCAGCGCAAGAACAUAGACAUUUGGAGAAAGCAGUGUGAGGAGCUGCGGAACGCCAACAGUGAGGAGAUCAUGGGGAUUCGCCGGGAGGAGGAGAUGGAGAUGUCUGAUGAUGACUCGGAUGAGAGCCCCUGUAAGAAGAUACGUAGGGAGGACAACGGUGUGUGUGGCCAGUCUGGGGCCUCUCUGAGGGAGGAGAAUGACUCUCUGCGCUGGCAGCUGGAUGCCUACAGGAACGAGGUGGAGCUGCUGAGGAAGGAGCAGGGCAAGGCCUGCCACCCCGACGACCCCGAACACUCCCUCAACACACACACACACCUGCUACAGCAGAGCAUGCACAACAUGCAUCAGCAACUGCUGAGUCUGCAGAAUCAGCUGAGGAGUAAGGAGGUGGAGCUGGAGCAGGCUAGAGACGAACACAGAUACCUGGAGGGAGAGGUCCUAGCCCUGAGAGACAAGAUGCUGACUAACGGGGAUGUAGUGGUAGUGGAGGGGACCAACAGAGAAACACCUGAGAAGGUAGUGAACGGCUAUGCCACCACUCUGUACCGCAGCAGAGACAGAAGGAGUGAAGCAGCCGUGAGAGGACCCCUCACAUCAGAGAGAGAGGCUCUGCUACUGGGCAUCAUAUCUACCUUCCUCCAUGUCCAUCCGUUUGGAGCCAACAUCGACUAUCUGUGGUCCUACAUCCAGAGACUGGACACUACGGUGUCAGCGGGUGAGUUGGAGUCUCUGAUGGGUCGUCUGCCCAGUGUCUUCAGACAGGAGCUGAGUGGAGUGGGAGCCACGCUGGAGAAACGCUGGAAGUUCUGCGGCUUCCAGAGCCUCGCCUCCAUGUGACACAGGGACACAAACACAUCACAUGACCCAAGACACACACAUGGCCUGACAGACCACGUGUGGUACAGGAACAUACACACUUCCUGACCAGCCACAAAGCCUGGUGGACACAUGAAUAGAAGGCGUGUCAAAUCCACAGACUGUGUUUGAACGGUGUGUGUAUGUUGUGUAUCCAUAGACAUCCACAGUACAUGGUGAUGAUACUCAAAAACAAUACAGACACUGAUGGAUCUUUCCGAGGUUAUAUCUUUGAGAAGGAUUUGCUGACACGGAGGUAGAGGGAUCCACACGGAUCUCCACUCGAUGCUGUAAAACUAUAUCCACAGAUGUCAGACAAGGAGGUCACAGAGCAGACAUUCUCUAUGGUAACCUAUUGACCAGACCCCAGCCAACAGAACCUCUCAUUGACUGGAGUUGUGUGUGAUGCCUAUUUCUCUGUUCCCUCUCUUUCUCUGUUCUCUCUCUCUCUCCCUGGAGCAGUUGUGUAACUAAUUUGUCAACAGCUGACUCCCACUAGGCUGGGAGGGAUCCAGGAAUAUCGGACGGCUGCAAUGGAAAUAUGGAUGGGAAUGGGGAAAAUUUGAGAAUUGGGUUACUGAUUUAUAACUGUAACCCUUGUUACCCCCCACGUCCAGUGUGUUGUGGGGCUUUUUGCUGUAAAACCCAGUUUCACACUCCAACAGGAUUGAAGCAUUAGCCAGCCUCUCUCUCUCUGUCUGUCUGUCUGUGACCCAGAACUGACUUUAGUAGCCUACUGAUGACUGGUACUGAUACUGUUGGGUUGGGUUGGGACUGUACUGUAGGUCUCCCCCUCUGGAUGUCUCUCUUUGCUCUGGCCUUCUGUGUCCAGUGUGUGCUGUGCGUUCUGCCACUGUUGAAUUGGUAUCUACUCAUUUAAAUUAUUAUGUUUUCUAAUGUAAUAAAAGGUUUUUAUCCAAACAUCUUCUGAUCAAUCUAAAAACAUUUUCAAUUCAAGAAGCUUUAUCGCCAUGACAAGCAACUCAAUUCGCUGGCUGGUAUGGCAAGACAAGGCUGUUAAUGGCAAAAGAUACAUGCUUUUGCAUACAUCUGAAAUACUGUAUGUUUUGCUUUAAUGUUUCCAGAUAGUGAGCUGAUAUUCCAUGUUGGAUGAUGUGCUGCAUCUCCCUGAUGACGGAGGUUGAAGAAUGUAUUCAUUCUGGAUGAGAAAAGAGAGAGAG